Molecule: messenger RNA, 3696 nt
Organism: Chiloscyllium plagiosum (whitespotted bambooshark)
Lineage: Eukaryota; Metazoa; Chordata; Chondrichthyes; Orectolobiformes; Hemiscylliidae
Source: RefSeq, a predicted model, not a curated record
UUUCGGUGCCAACAUUUUCCGCCGACCUUCAACGAAACGCUGCACUUGUCAGACCGAAAGUUCAAUGUUAAACACACGCGAUGUUUUGUUGCUAGGAGGUGCUUUACCGCUACCAGCGUCUCCCACCUCCACUACCCCCCCCCCCCCGCCCCCAACCUACAGCCAUUCGCCCAGCCUCCCCUCCCCUCCCCUUCCCUCCCUCUGUCUCCCUUUGCGCUGCUGGAAUUGCAGACCUGUCUUGGGGAGGUGGGGGAAGCAGACGGAGCCUCAGAUCCAUUAUGCAUUAGGGCUGCGUCCCGGCUGCGACGGUGAUGCGACCGACGCAGAGUGCCCGCUGGUUGCUGAGCUAGUCUGCUUGGCUCCUACCUCUCCUCCCCUCUGGAGAGCGGCGCUGGGCUGGGCAGAUCUCUGUGCUGCUGAUACCUGGCGGUGGAUGGUGACAGUGUGCGGACACCAUGCAGGGCUGGCUCGGUAUCCGGCUCAUAUGCGCCCUGCUUCAGCUCCAGAUUGCAGGUUGCUUUUCAGGAGAUCAGGAAUACUUCAAGAUCAGAAGUCAGAAGAAGUCAGCUAGCAAUGGCAAGCCAAUGAUGAUUUAUCAGAAAGUACAGAGCAUCAAUAAAGGCUUGGACUUGAGUAGCACAGAGAUGCCAAGAAGCACAAUAAAAAUGCCACCAUUGAGCAAGUAUACAGACCAAAGCAGACCUCAUCCUGCCAUGAUUGUCAAAUCCGUUUUACCUCGAGUAUCCAAUGAGCGAAGCAUUCAUUUUGUAACAAACAAUGACCAUCAGUUAGAAAUUGAAAAGCUUCCUAUUCCUGAAGAUGACUUGAUUUCAGUGGCUAUACAAAUGGAUGUAAAAAAGUUGAACAUCACCUUACUUCGGAUAUUCCGUGAAGGAAUAGCUGCAGCCUUGGGUCUUUUACCACAGCAAGUACAUAUUAAUCAUCUGAAUGACAAGACGAACUGCAUUGAAUUUUAUAUAUCUUCAGUGAAUGAAAGAAGUGCCACAUUAGAUCCAAUACCUUCGGAUGAAGUGAUGCAAUCGCUCAAUGUAAAUAUGCUGCACCAAAGUCUGUCAGAGUUUGGCAUAACACAGGUUACACCUGAGAAAAAAAUUGUGCAUGGAGAACAUGGGAGGGAUGGGAUUUGGAAUAAAGAAGGAGUCUAUGCUGUGGUUAUCUUCCUCACUGCCUUUGUUAUUGUCAUUACAUGUUUAAUGGAAAAGGAGAAUAUUGUAGAAGAGAAGAAUGAGAUACGGGAUAUUAGACUAAAAAGAAUCAAGUUUCUAUACAGGUUGAAGGAAAAGCUUCAUUUUCAAAUCAACCAGGAUAAACAACAGCAUCAGUCAAUCAAUCUUUCCUCUAUUCCUGUGCAGCAGUCACAGCCAGAGGUUAAAAUUGCAAACAGUAUGGUACAGCCUGGCUCUCUUUCUGGCACUGUAAGUGUUAACAUUGAUCCCCAGGGUCGGCCUGCACCAGAAAUCAAGCCAUGUGUUUCUUCUGGUCCCUCACCAUUCAAAAUGAAGUCAGCUUGUCUUCAAGAAAGGAGAGGCUCAAACGUAUCGCUUACCUUGGAUAUGAGUACCUUGGGAAAUGUUGAAUCACUCAGUAUUGCACCAACACCCCGUGAAAAAAUAUUUCUGGAGUAUCUACAGACUGCCAGCCGGGUGCUCACAAGGUUGCAACUAAGUGAAUGUGUAGCAAACGCCCAAUCCCUUCAGGCUGAAUUCAUGGAAAUUCCCAUGAAUUUUGUGAAUCCCAAAGAGCUGAAUAUUCCUUGUCAUGGAGCUAAGAAUAGAUAUAAAACAAUUUUGCCAAACCCACAUAGCAGAGUAUGCCUCAUACCAAAGAGUGAAGAUGAACCUGUUAGCAAUACCUACAUUAAUGCCAACUACAUUAGGGGUUAUGGCGGUCAGCAGAGGGCAUACAUUGCUACUCAAGGCCCUAUGAUCAAUACAGUGAAUGACUUCUGGCGGAUGGUUUGGCAAGAGGACUGUCCUGUGAUUGUUAUGAUUACCAAGCUGAAAGAGAAAAAUGAGAAAUGCGUUUUAUAUUGGCCAGAGAAACGGGGAAUAUAUGGGAAGGUUGAAGUUCUUGUAAACAGCGUUACUGAAUGUGAGCAUUACGUCAUCAGGGACCUUACCCUUAAGCAGCAUGAAGGCAAGUGUCAAAAUAUAAAACACUAUUGGUACAAAUCCUGGCCUGACCACAAGACACCUGAUAGUGCCCAGCCACUAUUGCAACUCAUGCUGAAAGUGGAGGAGACCAGACAGAAAUCACCUGGUCGAGGACCAGUUGUUGUACAUUGCAGUGCUGGGAUAGGGAGAACAGGCUGUUUUAUUGCCAUCACUAUUGGAUGCCAUCAGCUGAAAAAUGAAGGGGUGGUUGAUAUAUUGAGUAUCGUUUGCCAACUGCGAAUGGACAGAGGAGGAAUGAUUCAGACAAGUGAACAGUAUGGAUUUGUACACCAUGCUCUGAGCCUUUAUGGGAGCACAAUCUCAGCAGACACUAGACAGUGAAUCUGUCAAAUAAUACAAUAUGUUCGUGAAAACCUUUAAUUCUAAGUUAUAUGGAAGUAAGGUGAAUUAUCUCUUGAAGGUAAUGAAAUAUAUAUUACCUGGAGAAACAAGAACAGGAAUCACCUCCAGGAGAAGGGCGAUACAAGUAAACACAGAAGCUACUCUCAGUACAACAGGAAAAAAAAAGGUUGCUGGAUUGAUUAAAGAUACCUGAGUGAAUGUUGUGUCAAUUUUCCUAAGUUCUGUUAUAGGAAAAUGCAGCUAACUGACUUUAUGUGAAAUAUUAUCUGUGUCUAAGUAAAGCCUUUUUUAUGUUAAGUUCAGUUCAAUAAUACUUGGAAACCUGAUGGUCUGAGAAAAGCAAUGCCUGUUGAAUUUGCUUUGAGAGAUAAAGAGAUUGGGUAGAAGUGUAACACCCAGCCCUUUAUCAAAUGUUUCUGUAUUUUGAACUCUUGGACACAGCUCUUGAUGUGAUUUAUUAAUAUAUAUACACAUGAAAAAUGCUAUUUCAUAAGUGGUGAAUUUUAUUUCUUUACCACAUUAUUGUCUUGCUGCUGAAAUGCACAAGUGUUUUAUUCAUGAAUUUUAAAUAAAUGUUCAAUUCUGGAAUCUUUUAAAACUCUCUAAAUGUUUUGUAUGCAAUGUAGAUGCAGGUUUUUAUUUGUGACAUGGUGUUAAAUUGUAUGCAUAUUUAUAAUCCUAACUAGCAGUCAGGAUGCACAAUGUUAAACAGUCACUGUAUGUAUUCUUAUGUCUAUGACAAUGUAUUUGUAUUGAGGUUGUCUAAAUGUACAAGCUUCUUAGAUAUUAAGCAAAUCCCUAUGAUUAACACAUACAGGAUCUCCCUCUCUCUCUCUCAUGUUGUGAAUUAGUGUCAAUAUUUUGUUUCUCCUGGCAGAAAAGAAGUGCAAUGUGGAAAUGUAUGGAAUGUAUAAUAAUGAGAAUGGAAGCCUGAAAAUAUGAAGCAUUGACUUAGCUUUAUUCUAUAUGCAGCUACUUCAUAUAUGUUCCAUUUGAUGAGACAUAUUUUAAAUUCCUUUUUUGUCAUGUGCAGGAAAUUGUUUACAUUAAUAAGUUGUUUACAGAAAGCAGUGUGGAAUCAGCACAGGAUAAUUUGUGUUUUUGUUCAGCCCUGUUAAUUUUUGUGUAUGAUGACAAUAAAUACAAUGAAUUUUUGAAA